Mesocestoides corti is the source of this 1584-nucleotide messenger RNA. The record is from the annotation of a GenBank genome assembly. Lineage: Eukaryota; Metazoa; Platyhelminthes; Cestoda; Cyclophyllidea; Mesocestoididae.
AUGGGAUUUGCGGUGUGCCUGAUUCUCACGCUACUUGCUGUUGGAGUAAAUUAUGCCCACAAACGGAGCGAGAUUGUGAUGAAUGCUUCGGAGGGGAUUGAGGUCGGCUCCACAAUUGGAACGCUCGCUAAGCAUAGCGGUGGGCGGGAAACCUCGUAUCUCGAAACAGUCAAAAAAGACUCACUGUUCAACAUUGAUCGAGACGGAAAAGUGGUUGUCGCGAAACCAAUUGACCUAGAAGUGCUGUGUCAGGAGAGUGGAGUCUGUUGCUCGUUCCCGCAACCCUGCCAGUUGUUGUACACCAUUAUGGUGGAGGAUACGAGAUCUGGCGAAAUGGGAGAGAUCGACCUGCGGAUUCGUAUCAAAGACGUCAACGAUCACGCCCCUCGUUUCCGCCAGCCCAACGGGCAGGUUGUCCAGAUCUCGGAAAAUGCACCCAUCGGAACCUUCAUCGACCUUGAUCCUGCAGUCGACGGGGACUGGUCUUUGGAGAACCAGAUCCAGCGGUACACCCUCUACGGGGCAGACAUUCAGCAAUACUUUGAAAUUGACAAUUCAGACCUCCCGUCAGUGAGAUUAAAAUUGCGGGAGCAGUUGGAUUACGAAAAACAGUCCGCCUUCAAGGGUUCACUUGAAGCCUGUGAUCGGCACAAUUGCACCUCUGCUCCUCUGACAGUUAAUGUCAUCGAUGUUAAUGACAACCUUCCUUUCUUCCACCCUCCACUGGAACAUAAUCUAACCCUUUCAGAAGAUACUCCAAUUGGUGAGGUGAUUUUGCGUCUCAACGCUACUGACUACGAUUCCCCAGUCAACGCUCGAAUGCGCUUCGAGUUUGUGAACACCAAGAGUCUUUCUCUUCCUGACAAUUUCCAUCUGAACCCAGACACGGGCGCUAUUUCAUUGGCACGUCGACUUCAAGCUGACGUCCGCUCGAACUACCACUUCAAGGUCCGUGUCAAGGAGAUUUCUGAUUCAACUCCUAUUAAGUCAUUUGAACAGAGCUUAGUAUUCAACGACCUACAUCGGCAGGAUACGGUUAGUGUAAACGUCCACGUGGAGGACGUCAACGACUUCGCACCUGACAUUCGAAUGAUUGAUCCGCCUAAAGGCGUCGAAGUUAGGGUUCCGGAAAACUCAUUGCCUUCGCGGAUCGCCGUCUUGCAGGUGGAGGACAGGGAUCUGGGCGACAACGGGCGUUUCACUUGUCAUCUGGAUGGUAACAACGUUGGUGACAGUUUCAGUUUGCGUCAGUUCUCGCCCAAUACCUACUUCCUCCACACCGAGCGCAGUUUCGACGCCGAGGUGGAGCCAUUUCUCCACGUCAACAUCACCUGCACCGACAAAGGCACUCCCGAACCCAAAACAACCAAACGGAAGAUCGCUGUGCGCAUCGAGGACAGGAAUGAAUUCAAACCCGUCUUCACUAAGAAGGAGUACACAGCUAAGAUAACGGAGAAUCCCCCCAACAACACGUUUGUCCUGCAGUUACAUCUCGUGAUGAGCUGGAACUGUUUCCAAUCUGAGCACAUGUCCACUGGAGAUGAGAUGGCAGGACACCGGAUUUUGGUGUCGAGUGGAAGGUGA